Molecule: messenger RNA, 1653 nt
Organism: Camelina sativa (false flax)
Lineage: Eukaryota; Viridiplantae; Streptophyta; Magnoliopsida; Brassicales; Brassicaceae
Product: tropinone reductase homolog At2g29310-like
Molecular function (GO): oxidoreductase activity
Source: RefSeq, a predicted model, not a curated record
CCAAUGUUGAUCACGUUUUAUGUUUACCAUGCUGCUUAAUUAAUGUAUUCACCUAAUUUACAAAUGUUGUUAGUGAUCUAUCUACGUCCUAUGCUUAAUUAAUGUAUCCACAUAAUGAUCUAUCUUUAUCCUAUAUAUAAACUGUGGAGUCUCUGGUUUGUGAUAAGUUAUAGAUAAUGAUGGGUAGCAGCAGAUGGAGUCUUCAAAAAAAGGCUGCUCUUAUGACCGGUGGAGCCAGUGGAAUCGUGUUUGUCUUUCUUCUCUCUUUAUCAUAUUUUUUUACCCUAUUGCUCUGCUUCUAUUUGAUAUCAAGAAUGGUCAAGAUUUCAGUAUACUACUUUGAAGAUUACUAUUUUUUUCCAUUGGAGAAGAAAAGUCUUAAUUACCAACUUUGAAGCUUAUCUUAAGUAUGAAAAUUACAUUGAUGAAUAAAAAAGUCGUAAGAAAAGUUUUACAAAAGAAACUAAGGGAGAAGAACCCUAUGUCCUUAUCCGUGUGUUAAGACUUUUAGAACAAACUAGAAUGUUGUAUCCGGACCACUAUAUAUCUUAGACAUUAAAAGACAAUAUUUCCACCACAAAAUUAAAAACAUAUUCAUUACUUCACACUUACCUGAUCCAAAUUCAUUGUAUACAUAAAAUCUGUGGCAUUUCUGGACACUCAAGUAACGUACAAGAAAAAUGGAUAAAAGAUGGAGUCUUCAAGGUAUGACUGCUCUUGUGACGGGUGGCACUAAAGGAAUCGGGGAAGCUGUGGUGGAAGAACUAUCUAUGAUGGGAGCAAGAGUCCACACAUGUGCCAGAGACGAAACUCAGCUUCAAGAACGCUUACGUGAGUGGCAAGCAAAAGGGUUUCAGCUCACCACUUCUGUCUGCGACGUUACUUCUCGUGACCAACGAGAGAAACUCAUGGAAACUGUUUCAUCCCUCUUCCAAGGAAAACUCAACAUCCUCGUUAAUAAUGUUGGUGUACUUCGUGGGAAGCCAACAACAGAUUAUGUGGAAGAAGAUUUUUCUUUCCACAUCUCAACAAAUUUGGAAGCUGCUUUCCAUUUUAGCCAGCUUUCACAUCCUCUCUUAAAGGCUUCAGGAUCUGGAAGCAUAGUCUUUAUUUCCUCUAUUACAGGGAUUGUAUCAGUUGAAUGUGGAUCAAUUUAUAGUCUAACGAAAGGAGCUUUGAAUCAGCUAACGAGGAAUUUGGCAUGUGAAUGGGCAAAGGAAGGCAUAAGAGCCAACGCUGUUGCACCAAAUAUCAUCAAGACUCCUCAGGCCGAAUCUAAUCUCAACAACGUCGGUUUCAAGGAGGGAUUGUUCAGUAGAACUCCACUUGGUCGCGCUGGGGAGCCGAAUGAAGUUGCAUCGUUAGUGGUCUUCUUGUGUCUACCUGCAGCUUCUUAUAUCACUGGUCAAACUAUUUGUGUUGAUGGAGGUCUCACUGUUAAUGGCUUCUCCUAUCAGCCAAAUGCUUGAGAACGGGUCAAACUAUUUGUAUUGAUGGACGUUACACUGUUAAUGACUUCUCUUAUCAGCAACAUUCUUGGGGGCCAGCCUUGCUGUGUUUUUCUCUAAAUGUCUUAAACUCUCUAAUGGCCUUGUAAUCUAAUAAAACUUUGCUCUAUCAAAUUUUAUGGAAAAGGGUUUUAAUGGUUCGGUA